AUGGCAGCAGUGGCAGCCAGGGUCGUCAUUGUCGCCUCCGAGAACCCCGUCAAGAUCGGGGCGGCGCGCGACGGCUUCUCGCGCAUGUUCCCCGGCGUCGCGUUUGACGUGCGAGCCACGAGCGUCCCGUCCGGCGUGCCCGACCAGCCGUCCACGGACCAGGAAACCCUCCAGGGAGCGCUGAACCGGGCUCGCAACGCGCGCGCCGCCGAGCCCAAUGCCGACUACUGGGUUGGGCUGGAGGGGGGCGUCGACGACGCUGGGCCGGCGCACCGCGAGCCGCCGAUGCAGUCGUUUGCGUGGAUUGCCGUCAUUGGCAAGGGGGGGGAGGAGGGCAGCCCCGAGCGCGUGGGCAAGGCGAGGACUGCGACGUAUUACCUGCCGCGGCAGACGGCCACGUUGUUGCGCGGCGGCAUGGAGCUGGGCCACGCCGAUGACUUGGUCCAUGGACGGACGAAUUCCAAGCACAAGAGUGGCUCCGUUGGCAUCUUGACGGGUGAUGUGGUGAAUCGGCAGAGCUACUACUCGGAGGCUGUUGUGUUGGCCCUGAUUCCGUUCAGAAACGCCCAGCUCACAUUUUGA
Molecule: messenger RNA, 582 nt
Organism: Metarhizium acridum CQMa 102
Lineage: Eukaryota; Fungi; Ascomycota; Sordariomycetes; Hypocreales; Clavicipitaceae
Biological process (GO): thiamine metabolic process
Molecular function (GO): ribonucleoside triphosphate phosphatase activity
Source: RefSeq, a predicted model, not a curated record